This is a messenger RNA of Aethina tumida (small hive beetle), 1194 nucleotides long. Its product is annotated as E3 ubiquitin-protein ligase sina. NCBI's taxonomy places the organism in Eukaryota, Metazoa, Arthropoda, Insecta, Coleoptera, Nitidulidae. Bases 149 to 1159 code for a protein of 336 amino acids. Gene Ontology annotation, biological process: multicellular organism development; proteasome-mediated ubiquitin-dependent protein catabolic process. Gene Ontology annotation, cellular component: cytoplasm. The record is from RefSeq and is a predicted model, not a curated record. The transcript has 2 exons. Gene Ontology annotation, molecular function: zinc ion binding; ubiquitin conjugating enzyme binding; ubiquitin protein ligase activity.
UGCUCAAGGUCAAUAACUAUGUUUUUUGGAGAAUUUUAAAUAUUUGUGUUUUGAAUAUUAACAUAGUUUCAAAGGUACUCACCUGUACUGAAUGUUUACUUUGUGUUGAUAACCUGCUAAAUCCUGAGUUAGUCCUGCCCAGCCGUCCAUGAUGGUUGAUGAACCGACCUAUUCACUUCUGACAGACCUAACGUGCCCUAACUGUUCAAACUACUUCACACCACCCAUCACAAUUUGUCCAGUUGGCCACAGCAUGUGCCACGCUUGUUCCGGCAAGCUGCGACAAUGUCCAGUGUGCAACAUAACCCUGCCAAAGACCAGGAACCUAACGUUGGAAAAUUUAUGUGCCAAGGUGAAUUUCCCCUGCAAGUACCGCUACCUAGGUUGCGACAAGUUGAUCACGGGAUCAGCUUUGAAGCAACACCAACGCGAGUGCCCCUACGCCAUCCAGUGCCCGGGUUGCUCACACCACUUCACACCUCCAAUCAAAACGUGCCAACUUGGACACAACAUGUGCAAGACUUGCUCCGACAGGUUUCCAGGUUGUCCGGUGUGCCGAAGUCCCCACUCAAACACCAGGAACUUGGAACUGGAAGGCGUUUGUGCCAACCUGAGCUUCCCUUGUAAAUAUGAGUCUUCAGGUUGUAAAAAGUUGAUCAGGGGGUCACACUUGAAGCAACAUCAUCUGGAGUGUGGUUAUGGUGACAAGUUGUGCCCUAUGUAUGUGUGCAACAUAGAGGGAAACAGGAGUGAAAUGGAGACGCACUUGUUGGCAAAUCACGCAGACAACAAAAUAUUCUUUGGGGAUUUCAGCACGGUGAUCAGUUUUAAAAAGGACUCCCAUUGGAGGACUGUAAUUAAAAAGUUCGACGAAGUUUUUAUCCUGACUGUUAUUGCAGAUAAAACGACAAAAGUUAUUAAAACUUACUUAAAUUCGUUGUUUGAGCUGGAUAAUUUUGUCACAUACCAUUUCGUCUUAACUUUGUCAUAUAAGGACAAACCUUUGUUUGCUUCAGUUGGUGUUUGCCAUGAUUAUUGUGAAACACAACCUGAUGAUUAUUUUGUAGUUCCUAAGGAAGUUGUACUCGAAUUCGAAGCUAAAUAUGACAAUAAAAUUUAUUUCACUGCUGCUAUUUUCAAGACACCAACUGAUUAUUGAUUAUUAAUUUUGAAUAAAAUGCUUGUCAAGGAAAA